CGUUAUUGUUGUUGUUUAGCCUCAGUUGUGUUUGUCGUCCUCUUGGGUCUGGAUGCAUGAUUCCUGGUUUUAACAUGGAUAUUCUUUUUAGGAGACUAAAUAAGCAAUAUAUCACUUUGGCAGUUCCUAAGGUUCUUUCUGUUCCAUAUUCUUCCUGUUCUUCUUGAAGAUACUUUCUGUCUCCAUCUUCUGAGAAAGAGAUGCUUCCAGAAGCUUGGUCCCUGACCAAGAACUGCUGUAUGGCACCAAAACUAUACCUGGCAAUUACGUUCGGAUUGUACUGCAACUAACUUUGGGUCCUGCCUGGAAAAGAAAGAACCAGGAGUUCUAGCAGCUGUUGCACUGUGGAGUACUGCCAAGUUCCGUCACCAUAGCAACAGCAUCAGCACCAUCCACAUCCUCCUCCUCCUCCUCCUUCUCCUCCUCCUCUUUAGCAUCAUCAGUAUCAGGAAAAGCAGCAGCAGUCCUGGUAGGAGCCAGAGGCUGCAUUGGCUGCAUUUUUACAAAUUGGCUUUGUCGGACUGCUCAGCCGCUACAACCGAGAGAUGCAGCACUCACUACUCUGUCAUUUUCUGGGAGAUGGACAGAUAGAAAAGGAGGGAGAAAGAAAGAGAUGAGAAGAGUGCACUGCAGAGGAGCCAAAGGAUACCCAGGUGAUGAUCUACAAACAUCAUGUCGGAGGUCCAGGGAACUGUCAACUUUUCUGUGGAGCUGCACAAAUUCCAUAAUGUUGAUCUCUUCCAAAGAGGGUAUUAUUUGAUACGUACAAGUCUGAAAAUUUCGGCUAAGAUCCCACAUCGCUUGUCAGCAGUUCUACCUGAACAAAGAGGUGAGACGAUUCUGCAUUCAGCCAGCGUCCAGGACAACAUGGUCUUCAGCCGAGUCUUUCAGAUCUUGUACCGGAAUGAAGAGAUUCUCCUCAACGAAUCCAUGAACUUCUCUGUGCAUCUCCUGCUGGAUGGUGAGAGGGUGGAAGAAGCAUUAAGCGAAGCUGAUUUUCAGCUCAAGCUGGACCUGCUUUUUACAGACAGUGAACAACAGCUGAGAGAUGUCCUGACCAUCCCGGUAAUAAGCAGUCGCACAUUGGGGCUCCACUUCCACCCCAGGCAAGGCCUACAUCACCACGUCCCUGUCAUGUUUGACUACUUCCACCUGUCGGCAGUCACGGUUACUCUGCAUGGCUCUCUGGUGGCUUUGAACCAGCCCCUCCUAAGUUUUGUUCGGCCAGGAAAAUCUUCCUGGCUUGGUAGAGGCAACUUGGAUACGGGACCAGAUUUAACUGGGAUGUCGCUAGAAAAUCUGGUUUUCGGAACAGGCUACUGCAGACCAACAACUUCGGAGGGCAGCUGCUAUGUGCCAUCAGAAAACUGCAGGCAACAUGCCCACAAGUGGCAUAAAGACCUCUGCCUCCUACUCCUCAGUGCCCACCGAGGACUUCAGGGCUACUACGCUACCAUCACAAAGGAGGUUCCCAGUUUGCCACAGCUGAAGUUAGAAGAUCUGGCGGUGGAACAGACGCUAUCACAACUUUCUGAAGACCUGCAGAUGCUGAAUAAUUCAGAAAAGAUAGCAGAGCAGAUCAGCAAAGACGUUGGAUGGCUCUGCUCCCACCUCCUAGCCGUGUGGACCCAAUUUCUGGCAAUUGUAACCCUACAUCCUGACGUCACAACGUACCUUAUUCAAGAGCAUCACACUCUAAGGGUAAAGAGAUUUUCGGAGGCCUUCUUUUACGCAGAGCAUCAGAAAUGUGCUGCAACAACUUUCCAGGAGAGCCUCAUCCAGCAUCACAGCCAGAUUUCAACCGAAGUUCGAUAUUCUGAGUAUUUGACCCGCAUGCCACCACUUCCUGUGGAAUGCCUGGACAUUGAUGGAGACUGGAGCACACUACCAAUUAUCUUUGAGGACCGAUAUGUUGAUUUCCCUUAUCAAGUUCAGGGCUUAGACAUUUUGUCAAACUACAUGAUCUCUGCAGUGGACAAUUCACAAGUGGACCUUGACAGAAAUGAAGAGCGUUCCUCAACCAACGAUAUUGCUUUAUCAAAGGGGGACUUCAGGAACAACAUGCCUUUCGUUAUACAUACGGAUAGGAUACAUAGAAAUUUGAUGUUUCCUUUCGGCUACUCAAAAGGUGACUCUUGUACAGACAAGAAUUUCAAGGCUCAGUCCAUGACUCAGGUAUAUACAAUGAAUGGAAAUGUCCAAUCCUACAUCACUCGGAAAGAACUAGAGAGCAAUGUGAUAUCUAGCUUGGCAUCAGAUCUCCUGGAAGAUCCUUCAAAAAACUUUAAGGGACCAAUGAGCUUUACAGAAAACAAUAAUAGGCUCACUACAGAAGUGCCAUAUUUGGAUAUGGACCCAGUGUUUAAGACCGCUCACCAGAAUCAAUCAAUCCUUGUUAUGAAUGCUCAGUGCGACGCUGGCAAUUAUGAACCUCCUAAACAUGUGGAUGGGAUUAGUUUGAGCCAAGCAGCUCAAAGGGAUUGUUGUGAAUCUACUCUUGCUUCGGACAAACCAAUGUUCACUGAGACACCGGUAGAUCAACGUAGUGAAACUCAGAGGACCUUUGACGUAAUUCCUAAUUUCAACUCCAUUCCAACAACUCCGACAACAGUUGUGGAAGAGUCCAAGUCACACCUGAAGGAGCAUGACAUGGAAAAGCAUGAAGAGGUCUUGACCUCAGGAGUUAUUAAGAGAUCUUCAUCCGUAAUUUCAGAUUCGGGAAUUGAAAGCGAACCCAGUUCGGUGGCUUGGUCUGACGCAAAGAGCAAAGCCUUGGAGUUGACCGGUGAUCGAGAGAUCCUUCACCAGCUAGUCAAAAGGCAUGCAACCCACCGGAAUUCCCUAGAAGGUGGACACACAGAAAGCAAUACAAGUUUGCCAAAUGGCAUCCAAGCCUCGCUGACUUCUAUUAGCUCCUUGCCUUAUGAGGAAGAAGAAAGAGAAGUGGAGCCCAACAAGUUGACCAAAUCAAUCUCUGCUCCUCAGAUCAGCAGUCCCGAGGAACCUGCGGAAGUCAGGGAUAUAUCCACACCCGAUCAAAACAUCUCGGGUGGGCAGUAUGUGGAAAUAGGAAACGCCAGAAUGGUCUCCGUGGGAAAUAUUUCUGCCUGCCAGGAUGGAGGUCCUCAGCUGCCCGGUGCUUUGAUAAUACACCCCAAAUCUGAGUGUAAUACUGCUCACUUACAAGGAAGUGUUCAUGGCUUUCCUGAGAAGGACCAUAAUUUGGAAGCCACAGGGGGGCUACUAUCUCAAGUAGAAUACCAGUUGCCAGAAGAGAGAAGAGAGGAUGACCAUUUAGAAACAGCCAAUCAUUAUUUGGAUACAAACGUUUCUAAUCUGGAGGUGUAUCGCGAGGAUGCGAACUUGAAUCAUGACCACAAUUUGUACGCUACUUUCUCACACUGUGAGAACGAGAUGAUGGACUUUUGCUACACUCAUCCAGACUCAGCAGACUUGGCCUUCACCCAGGGGAACUCUGUUACCUCUCUGGUCAACAGGGACAAUAGAACCGGUGGUAGAGACAUCACACGUUCACAGAAAGUUGAGCUGGACGACCGAUCUGAGUGUGGAUCGUGCAACGUUGAGCUGGACAAAAGAGAUCUGAAGAUUGUAGCCAACAGCACUGGCUUUCAUUCUGCAGUGCCGGAGACCUUGGUGCUUGAGAGUAAGAAGGCCCUGGAGAUAGUCAAUUUAUCUGUUUCUUGCACGGCCACCUGUCUGCCCUUUUCUUCGGUUCUCAAAGAGACCCCUCCGCUGACGGUUUUGUCCUCCAAGCAGGUCACUUCUCCUAUCACUCACCAACCAGUAGGGUCCUUUGGGGUCAUCUCUUGCGAAUCUAGUAAAGUGGGGGAAGAAGACAAUGAACAAAUGCUCAAUUUCUAUCAGGCCAAAGAAACAUUUAAAAAGGAACUGAAGAUUGAAGGAUUUCUGUACAGUGACUUAUCCAUACUAGCUUCUGAUAUCCCAUAUUUUCCACCAGAGGAAGAGGAAGAAAAUUUGGAAGAUGGGAUUCACCUAGUGAUCUGUGUCCAUGGGCUAGAUGGUAACAGUGCAGAUCUUCGGCUGGUAAAAACAUUCAUCGAAUUGGGUCUCCCUGGAGGGAAACUGGACUUCCUAAUGUCAGAAAGGAACCAGACAGAUACCUUUGCAGACUUUGAUACCAUGACGGAUCGCUUGCUGGAUGAAAUCAUUCAACAUAUUCAGCUAUACAACUUAUCAAUAUCACGUAUCAGCUUCAUCGGUCACUCGCUCGGUAACGUGAUCAUCCGAUCAGUACUGACCCGGCCCAGGUUUCGCUAUUACCUCAAUAAGCUACACACCUUCCUGUCCCUCUCCGGACCUCACCUGGGAACGCUGUACAACAAUAGUACUUUGGUUAGUACAGGUUUGUGGCUGAUGCAAAAGCUGAAGAAAUCUGGCUCCCUUUUGCAGCUGACUUUCAGGGACAAUGCCGAUCUGCGGAAGUGUUUCCUUUACCAGCUUAGCCAAAAAACAGGUCUUCAGUAUUUCAAAAAUAUAGUCCUUGUCGCUUCUCCCCAGGAUCGCUAUGUGCCAUUUCAUUCUGCAAGAAUCGAAAUGUGUAAAUCCGCCUUGAAAGACAGACAUACAGGUCCUGUUUAUGCUGAGAUGAUCAACAACCUUCUCCAGCCCGUCGUGGGAGCGAAAGACUGCACUUUAAUCCGUCAUAAUGUAUUCCACGCCUUGCCAAACACAGCUAAUACGCUGAUUGGACGAGCUGCUCACAUAGCUGUUCUGGAUUCUGAACUGUUCCUGGAAAAAUUCUUUCUCGUGGCAGGACUCAACUAUUUUAAAUAGGACCGGGAGCCUCAGGGGAGCACAGAAUGCUUUGCAGAAAACGGCAACCGUUUCUGAAUCAAGGGAGUGCUAUAUUACCAGGAGAAGGGGGGAAAAAAUGGCAUAGGCUAAUGGUGACAUAGCACGCACCUACUCAUACCCUAUUUAUUUGGGGAAAGAAUCAAGUGCUUCAGUUACUAAGCAUUCAAAGGGCCAACUCUUGGUGCUUUUGAGAAGAUGGAAACAUCGCCACAUUCAGUUUCUUUGUCCUUUCUCUCUUUGGUCAUCUACAAUUGUCAUCUUCAAAUGUCAAGAGUCCGAUUCCAGAUCUGCCUCUAUAUAUCUGUGAUGGGAUCAGUAUUUUUUUUCUUGUCUCCUUCAUUAGAAAACCCUCCUAAGACUAAGUCACCUUAGCUGAACUAAUCUUGAGUGUAGGUUAACACAUGCUGGUGGAAACAACCACGAAGCUCUGGUAAAACAAAAACUCAGUAAAAGCUAGUUGUACAUUGUUGUAUAACAUGGUACAGACACAUGAUCAUGUCCUAAAUUUUAAGAGUAAGGGGCCAAGAAAGGACAGAACAGAACAGAACAGAGUGGAAAGCGGAGUUGGAAGGGUCCUGCUCAAGCAGGAAACGCUAUAUCAUUUAUCCAAUCUUGUUUUAAAAACUUCCAGUGUUGGAGCACCCACAAUUUCUGGAGAAAAGUUGUUCCACUGGUUAAUUGCUCUAACUGUCAGGAAAUUUCUCAGAAAAUUCUAGGUUGCUUCUCUCCUUGAUUACUUUCUAUAUAUUCCAUAUCAGGGGUGGGUUCUAAUUUUUUUUACUACCAGUUCUGUGGGCGUGGCUUAUUUUGUGGGCGUGGCUUGAUGGUCAUGUGACAAUUAUUUAGGAUUUAGCAGAGAUAAUGGUCUACCAGGCUUUUAACUGUUUGCAGAGCUCUACCGGUCUACCCAUUUAUUUUUUGCAGGCACUGAUCUACUCAUGUAUUUUUGCAGGCACUGGUCUACCCAUUUGUUUUCUUUUAACACUGAUCAGCUGUAGGGCGGCCCUUUGAAGCCCCGGGGCAAGAGUUUAAACAGUUUUUUUCCCUCUAGCCAUCAGCUGGGACUCAGGAGGCAGCAAUAGAUUGAGGGUGGGGCCAAAUAAAAAGUAAGAAUAACGCUGG
Molecule: messenger RNA, 5958 nt
Organism: Pantherophis guttatus
Lineage: Eukaryota; Metazoa; Chordata; Lepidosauria; Squamata; Colubridae
Gene: FAM135B
Product: family with sequence similarity 135 member B
Biological process (GO): lipid metabolic process
Source: RefSeq, a predicted model, not a curated record